UAUAUACAAGAAAAAACGUGAAACAGAAAGCGAGAGGGACGAGUGCGGAGCGGAAGGCCGAUGGGAAAAAUGGUGUCCUCGAGGAGUGGCGUCGACCCUCGGAGCGGCUACUGCGACGCGAACUCGACCUUCUACAGCAAGCGGCCGCCCAUCGCCCUUCCCGCCGAUCCCAACCUCUCCGUCACCGCCUUUCUCGCCUCCCGCCGCCACUCCGGCACCACCGCCUUCAUCGACGCCGCCACCGGCCACCGCGUCUCAUUCACCGCCCUCUGGCGGUCCGUUGCCGCUGUCGCCACCGCCCUCGCCUCCCCUCCCCUCUCCGUCCGCAAGCCCCAUGUCGUCCUCCUCCUCUCCCCCAACUCGGUCCACUUUCCCGUCGUCUCCCUCGCCGUCAUGUCCCUCGGCGCCGUCCUCACAACCACCAACCCCCUCAACACCCCAGUCGAGAUCGGCCGCCAGCUCGCCGACUCCUGCCCUGUCCUCGCCUUCACCACCCGCGCCCUAAUUCCUAAGCUCGCCUCCGCCCCUGAUCUCCGAAUCGUCCUCCUCGACGACCGCCGGCGCCCAUCGGACGACCGCCGGAUCGUUGCCACCAUCGGCGAGAUGAUCGCGACGGAGCCGGACCCGGCCCGGACCGCCGGCGCCGUGAGCCAGGACGACACCGCCACGCUGCUCUACUCCUCCGGCACCACGGGCACCAGCAAGGGCGUCGUCGCCACCCACCGCAACCUCAUCGCCAUGGUCCAGAUCGUCCUCAACCGGUUCAAGCUGGAGGACGGCGCUGAGCCGGAGACCUUCAUCUGCACCGUCCCCAUGUUCCACGUGUUCGGCCUGGUGGCCUUCGCCACGGGGCUGCUGGGCUCGGGGUCGACGGUGGUGGUGCUGUCCAAGUUCGAGCUGGGGGAGAUGGUGCGGGCGAUCAACGAGUAUGGGGCGACGUACCUGCCGCUGGUGCCGCCAAUCCUGGUGGCGAUGGCGAACCAGAGCCGGCCGCUGCCGCUGGGCCGGCUCCGGCGGGCGCUCUCAGGCGGGGCGCCGCUAAGUCGGGAGGUGAUCGAGGGGUUCCGGGAGAAGUACCCCGCGGUGGAGAUCCUGCAGGGGUACGGCCUCACUGAGACAACGGGGAUCGGCGCCUCCACCGACUCGGCGGAGGAGAGCCGCCGCUACGGCACCGCCGGGAUGCUCUCCCCCAACACGGAGGCCCGCAUCGUGGACCCCGACUCUGGCGCGGCCCUCCCCGUGAACCGCACCGGAGAGCUGUGGCUUCGCGGUCCCUACGUCAUGAAAGAGUAUUUCAAGAAGCCGGAGGCGACGAGGACGACGCUGGUGGAGGACGGAUGGCUGAGGACGGGAGAUCUGUGCUACAUCGACGAGGACGGAUACCUCUUUGUGGUCGACCGGCUAAAGGAGCUGAUCAAGUACAAGGGAUACCAGGUAGCACCGGCGGAGCUGGAGGCCCUGUUGCUGACACACCCUGACAUCGCCGACGCUGCAGUGAUACCGUAUCCGGAUAAGGAAGCUGGUCAGAUCCCAAUGGCGUAUGUGGUGAGGAAGGAUGGGAGCAAUUUGUCUGAGGAGGAAGUGAUCAAAUUCGUAGGGAGACAGGUGGCUCCAUACAAGAGAAUCCGCAAGGUAGCAUUUGUAUCGGCCAUUCCAAAGAAUCCGUCAGGGAAAAUAUUAAGGAAAGACCUGGUCAAGCUCGCCACCUCCAAGCUGUAGCGACUCAAACUUGGAUUUCCUUGGGAUGCAUAAAUAUACAAAAUAUUGAACGUGUAAUGUCAAGUGUAUCAAGGUAAUCCUUAAAUGUUUCCUACAAACCUGUUGUGUAUGUUAAUAAUCAAGUGCCUUUGGAGACAAUAAUGAAUUAUCUUCUAUCGGUUCGUAGAAAAUAUGUUGGUUUGA
Messenger RNA from Musa acuminata subsp. malaccensis (wild Malaysian banana), 1902 nucleotides. Its product is annotated as 4-coumarate--CoA ligase-like 4. Gene Ontology annotation, molecular function: CoA-ligase activity. Gene Ontology annotation, cellular component: peroxisome. NCBI's taxonomy places the organism in Eukaryota, Viridiplantae, Streptophyta, Magnoliopsida, Zingiberales, Musaceae. The record is from RefSeq and is a predicted model, not a curated record.